This is a messenger RNA of Cavia porcellus (domestic guinea pig), 2986 nucleotides long. It is a transcript of the gene Panx2, whose product is annotated as pannexin 2. Gene Ontology annotation, molecular function: wide pore channel activity. NCBI's taxonomy places the organism in Eukaryota, Metazoa, Chordata, Mammalia, Rodentia, Caviidae. The coding region runs from base 55 to 2073 and encodes 672 amino acids. The record is from RefSeq and is a predicted model, not a curated record. The transcript has 3 exons. Gene Ontology annotation, cellular component: plasma membrane. Gene Ontology annotation, biological process: monoatomic cation transport; positive regulation of interleukin-1 production; cell-cell signaling.
CCCGCCCGCCGCGGCCCCCCAGCGCCCCCCGCCCGGGCCGCGCCCCCGCCCCCCAUGCACCACCUCCUGGAGCAGUCGGCGGACAUGGCGACCGCGCUGCUGGCGGGCGAGAAGCUGCGGGAGCUGAUCCUGCCCGGCGCGCAGGACGACAAGGCGGGCGCGCUGGCCGCGCUGCUACUGCAGCUCAAGCUGGAGCUGCCAUUCGACCGCGUGGUCACCAUCGGCACCGUGCUCGUUCCCAUCCUGCUGGUCACCCUGGUCUUCACCAAGAACUUCGCAGAGGAACCUAUUUACUGUUACACCCCGCACAACUUCACCCGCGACCAGGCACUGUACGCCCGUGGCUACUGCUGGACGGAGCUUCGGGACGCGUUGCCCGGCGUGGACGCCAGCCUGUGGCCAUCGCUUUUUGAGCACAAGUUCCUGCCGUAUGCGCUGCUGGCCUUUGCUGCCAUCAUGUACGUGCCUGCGCUGGGCUGGGAGUUCCUGGCUUCCACCCGCCUCACCUCCGAGCUCAACUUCCUACUGCAGGAGAUCGACAACUGCUACCACAGGGCAGCUGAGGGCCGCGCACCCAAGAUCGAGAAGCAGAUCCAGUCCAAGGGGCCUGGCAUCACAGAGCGGGAGAAGCGCGAGAUCAUUGAGAAUGCCGAGAAGGAGAAAAGCCCGGAGCAGAACCUGUUCGAGAAGUACCUGGAGCGCCGGGGCCGCAGCAACUUCCUGGCCAAGCUGUACCUGGCGCGGCAUGUGCUCAUCCUGCUGCUCAGUGUGGUGCCCAUCUCCUACCUGUGUACCUACUAUGCCACACAGAAGCAGAAUGAGUUCACCUGCGCGCUCGGUGCCUCCCCUGACGGCCCAGCAGGUGGGGGCCCAGCCGUGCGCGUCAGCUGCAAGCUGCCGUCCGUGCAGCUGCAGCGGAUCAUCGCGGGUGUGGACAUCGUACUGUUGUGCUUCAUGAACCUCAUCAUUCUCGUCAACCUCAUCCACCUCUUCAUCUUCCGCAAGAGCAACUUCAUCUUCGACAAGCUGCACAAGGUGGGCAUCAAGACACGGCGGCAGUGGCGACGCUCCCAGUUCUGUGACAUUAACAUCCUUGCCAUGUUCUGCAAUGAGAACCGGGACCACAUCAAGUCGCUCAACCGGCUGGACUUCAUCACCAAUGAGAGCGACCUCAUGUAUGACAAUGUGGUGCGGCAGCUGCUGGCUGCACUGGCCCAGUCCAACCACGACGCCACUCCCACUGUGCGGGACUCUGGCAUCCAGACUGUGGACCCCAGCGCCAACCCUGCCGAGCCUGACGGCUCUGCUGAGCCGCCCGUGGUCAAGCGGCCACGAAAGAAGAUGAAGUGGAUCCCCACCAGCAACCCGCUGCCGCAGCCCUUCAAGGAGCAGCUGGCCAUCAUGCGGGUGGAGAACAGCAAGGCUGAGAAGCCUAAGCCUGUGCGCAGGAAGACGGCCACCGACACGCUGAUUGCCCCGCUCCUGGAUGCAGGCGCCCGUGCUGCACACCACUACAAGGGUAGCGGGGGGGACGCAGGUGCUGCCACUGCCCCAGACAAGAAGCAUGCACGCCACUUCUCCCUGGAUGUGCACCCCUAUAUCCUGGGCACCAAGAAGGCCAAGCCUGAGACGGUACCUGCAGCUCUGCCCACCUCCCGCAGCCAGGAAGGCGGCUUCCUGUCACAAGCUGAGGAGUGCGGGCUGGGCCUGGCCACAGCACCCACCAAAGAUGCCCCACUCCCUGAGAAGGAGACCCCAUACUCUGCAGAGCCGGCCCGGCCUGGACUUCCUGCUGGGGGCCCAUUCCACGUCUGCUCGCCCGCCGCAUCGCCCACUGUGGCCCCUCUGUCACCAGCCAGCCUGGGCAAAGCCGAUCCCCUGGCCAUCCUGAGCCGCAAUACCACCCACCCCCUGCUCCACAUCAACACACUGUACGAAGCCCGGGAGGAGGACGAGGGGGCCCCCCGGGUGCCUGCGGACAUGGGUGACCUCAUCACCAUCCCCCCACCCCAGCAGAUCCUCAUUGCCACUUUUGAGGAGCCCAGAACAGUUGUGAGUACCGUGGAGUUCUGAGGGAUGGGCCACCUGGGCCCCUGCAUGAGCCCACGGACAUGGCCUUUGCCCGUCUGGCACUGCCACCCCCGCCUGUACUGCAUGCUGGGGCUCAGCACCCUUCUGCCUGGCUCACCGAGGCACUGAUGCGAGGGGGCUAGGGCAAGGCUGAAGUGAGGUGCCACCCACCCUGAUGCAGGCGCUGUGCUGGGCGCCAGGCUGCAAGAUAGAGUUUAUUUUUUUAGCCAGUUCUGUUAUGGGCGAAGACCGGCAGGACAGCUCAGUGCCCCCCCAUCCUGGGCCCCAUCCCAGGGCAAUUGAGAAGGAUACCAGGGAAGGUGGCACUGGCCACUGGGCCACGCCCCAGGGGUCACUUAUGAAGACGCUCCACCCCUGCAGGGACCUUUGCCCCCAGGUGGGGGUGAGGGCAGCCCUGGGCCCAAAUCAACAUGCACUUUCUUCCUGUAGCCUGACAUACACUUUAUUUUACUAUGAUUACUGUAACUGAUGAGCAUAUUCAUCAUCAGGAGACCUAGGAUGAGUUUAAAGCAAGGGAUAGUAUGUGAGUAGGUGUGAGUGUACAAGUGCAGGAGUGAACGCAAGUGUGGGGGAGACGCCCAGUGCCCUGUACCAGCAUUCAUGAGCAGGUGUGGGUGCGAGAGAACUUGAGUGUGCCUGUGUGUGGAGUGACCUGUGUGUGCAAGGGGCACUGCAUGCAUGUGAGCCAGUGGGUGAGGGCAGGUGGGUGCCAGCAGGAGAGUGAGCGAGGGAAGGAGUCCAACGCAAUAACCACACCCCUCCUGGGCCAGCUGUGCUCUUGGUUACCUGGAGCCCAGGCUGCCGCUGGCCCCACCCUAUUACCUCAGCCACCGCGGCGUGUGACGCAGUAUUGACGAGGUAGCACUGAGCAUAUCAAUAAAUGUUAUUCUGAUAA